AUGUGGCUUCUGAUUUUGAGGCUGUCUUAUUCCGGCUCAGAAUCACAGCAAAUAUAUGCGGAAGGAGCUCUUGUAGAUUAUAUUGAAUGCGAAAAUGCCACGAAAAGACUAGACAGUCUGGCAAAAGAGAUUCAGCGCUCGUUGGGCGAUCUCGGCAGCUUGGGGAAGCUCUCGAACGAUGCAGAGGCGCUCAGAGUGAUUUGCGUUCGCGGCAGCAAACUAUCAGACGAGCUUAUCGCACAACUUAGUGAGCUUCGAGUCGACGGAAAACGUCGAAGAUGGAACAGCUUCAAGCAGGCUCUCAAAAGUGUUUGCAAUAAGGACAAGAUUGACGGCAUUGCUGCUAAGUUGGCUUCCUGUAAGGAGGAGCUCAAUCAACACCUCAUUGACUCUAUUAGACGUAAAGCAGAUUCUUUAUCUCUCCAACAGGAAGAAACAGUGAGAGCAAUCAAGGAAAAUUCCAGAACGACGAUUGCUACGAUCCUAGAGAAUCGAGAAAUAUUGAAAAAGGACCUCCAAGGGCACAGGACGGACCUCAUUCAACUGAGUAACGGCAAACAGACGCCCAUGUAUUCAUCAGCUCUUGUGUCUCUUGGAGAGGCACAGGAAGUGGAGAUUCACUUACUUCUGAACCUCCGAUUUUCGAAUGGAUUUUCAAGGAUCCUUCUAACGGAGAAGAGGUUCCUUGGAGCAGCUUCAUUGAUUUGGCUCAGGACUGGCUCAGGAAUUUACUGGGUCAGUGGAAAGGCUGGUUCUGGGAAAUCGACCUUGAUGCGGUACAUCUUCGAGAAUCCGGAGACAAGCAAAUAUCUCCAAGUCUGGGCAGGAGAACAUCACCUUGAGGGUCACGGAUUCUUCUUCUGGAAUGGGGGCAGCUUGGAACAACGUUCUCAAUGCGGUCUGUUGCGGUCUCUACUACACCAAGCCUUGUACAAACGCCCAAGCCUUGUGCGCGACAUAUUCCCGGACGAGGUCGCUGAGAACAACGCUCUUCUCGCUCGAACGGAAGAUGAAAGGUGGCACUGGACCUUGCCAACAUUGAAACGAGCUUUUAAAAGAUGGGUCAACCUGGCUCUGAAUUCAUCUUUGAAUCUUUGCAUAUUUCUUGAUGGUCUCGAUGAAUAUGAACGGGACCAUGAGAUUAUCGUGGAUUUUCUCAAGGAAAUAUUAUCUUCGCAUCCAUCUCGUAUAAAGCUAUGUAUAUCUAGCCGACCUUGGGUUGUAUUUGAUGAAGCUUUUAAGGGACUACCGAAACUUCGCCUGCAGGACCUGACUUACCGAGAUAUCGGAGCCUAUGUUCACGACGAACUACGUAGCCACCAGCGCAUGUUGCAGCUCGCCCAGGCAGAGCCAAACCAUGCACACGAAUUGGUGACCGAGAUCGUUACAAAGGCCUCUAGUGUCAUUGUUAAGCGGACUGAGGAACCGCGACGAUAUUGCAGUCCUCCGGAAACGUCUCCGGCACCUUCCUCUGCGGAUCUAAGCUCCCUUUACACUCACAUGCUGAACCAUGUCGAUCCCUUAUACAAUGAACAGGCGUCUCAAUCCUUUCAGAUCUAUGGUGCGCUUUCGAGUGAAAGCAACUCGAAUGAAGUCACCGCUCUGGAAUUGUCACUGGCCAUCACAGCAACCCCGCAUACUCCAACAUCUGUAACUACACCAAUGGCAGAUGCGGAGGUCAAAGUCCUCUGCGAAAAUCUUGAUGUGCAUUUGAAAUCAAGGUGUGCCGGCUUACUUGAGAUCCACCAGGGUGACACUCGGACUUGGGAGUCCCACAAGUAUUUCGAUCCUGUGAGACCGACUCACAAGGUCAACUAUCUUCACAGAACCGUCAAGGACUUCCUCGCAACGGAGGAUGUUCAAGAAAAGAUUCUGAGUGACUGCGCUUCCGAGUUCAAUCCUCACACUUAUGUCAUUCAUUCUUGUGUCACAAGGCUUUACCGAUCGGUUUUCAUCACGCAUCUUGGGAACAUGUAUCCGGCGAGCAAUGAAGCGGUCUGGGCUAUGAUUGUUCGAGCGAUGAAGUACGCAAAAUACGCAGAUUUCUCAGGCGAUCGCUCUUAUGUUGCUGCUUUGGCUGCGUUGGAACAGGCAGGUAAGCGUGCAUGGAAUUUUGGGCAAGACCCAUGGAAGAUGGGAAAGAACUGUCUCCCAGUCUUCCUGAACAAUACCACUUUGGCCUGGACGAAUUGCGAUAAGACGGUGAUGUGGACAAGGAAUUUCGUUGGCGAGACAAUCAUACACAAGCUGUUUGCAUACAUCAGUUCGGAGGUACGAGAGAACAAGAAGCUGCUCAAGGAUCAGGGGGCCAUGCCUCUUUUAUCUUACAUCUUCCAGCAGCGUCAGCCGGGGGCUUUUAACCCGCCAUCUCCCAAAAUAGUGGGUCUGCUAUUACAACGAGGAGCUGAUCCUAAUCAACAAUGGCAAAGGAAAGAUAUAUUGCAUAAGUUGUCUAAUAUAAUUUGGAAGUAUGUGAGAGAAGUUGUUGAAGAUUCGCAUUCGCAAAGCAAGAUGAAGUCAGAGCUUAUCAAGUGGGGCCUUGCCGAGCUAGUCUGCCCGGAGCAACGUCAAGUUCUCUCAAGACUAGCCCAGGUUCUCAAGCUCUUUCUUGAAUAUGAUGUAGAUAAAGUCGGUGCGUCAGUUGAUGACGUGGAACGACGAGCGGGCCACGUAUGUCAUAACACUAUCGACGAAGCUUCUAUUUUGAAAAUCAUCUCCAACGUAUACGACAAGUACUUGCCCUCCAUGUCAGUGGAGCUAUCGCAUGCACUCCGCCUGAGGAUCUCUCAAGAUCGGCGGCUAGAUGCAAGAAACGGAAUAAAGAGAAGACACGAUAGAGAUGACUCGUACGGUCCUCGAAAACAUUUUCAGGGGCCAAACCAUUGGGGACACCAGAGAUAG
Venustampulla echinocandica is the source of this 2901-nucleotide messenger RNA. RefSeq lists its product as uncharacterized. Lineage: Eukaryota; Fungi; Ascomycota; Leotiomycetes; Helotiales; Pleuroascaceae. The transcript is spliced from 5 exons. The record is from RefSeq and is a predicted model, not a curated record. Bases 1 to 2901 code for a protein of 966 amino acids.